Messenger RNA from Corylus avellana, 3228 nucleotides. NCBI's taxonomy places the organism in Eukaryota, Viridiplantae, Streptophyta, Magnoliopsida, Fagales, Betulaceae. The record is from RefSeq and is a predicted model, not a curated record.
AUGGACGUUAUUAAACACCUCCAUAAGGUGACGAAAGGCCCGUGGCUUAGUGUUGGGGAUUACAACGAAAUUGUGGAUAUGUCGGAGAAAUGGGGUGGAGCAGAGAAGAGAGAUGGCCAAAUGGAAUUAUUUCGUGGCAAUUUAGAAGAGUGUGGACUCAGUGAUUUAGGAUACGUUGAAUCAAAAUAUACUUGGUCUAAUGCACGGGAAGAUGGCAGAUUCCUAAAGGAACGCCUAGAUAGGGCGUUAGCAAAUGAUGAAUGGUGCUCAAUGUUUCAACAUGUGGAAGUGCAAGUCCUGGCCGCAAGGUCUUCUGACCAUAAGCCACUGUUGAUUUUGUUUACACGAUCAAAGAAGGAGGACGCCUGUGUGAAACGGGGCUUUCGGUUUGAAGCAAAAUGGAAAACAGGAGAUAGUGCGGGGAGCGUGGAAAACAAGAGAAAAUUCAGAUUUUUAGAACAACUCCUGAAACACAAGACGAAGCAACUCCAAAAUCUCCAGAACAACGAGGGUCCACAUAAUCAGAGGCAGAUAAAAGAACUUAAAAGAGAUAUAGCAGUGAUUCUUGAUCAAGAAGACCUCAAGUGGAAACAAAGGGCUAAACAGACUUGGUACACAAAAGGGGAUCGUAACACUCCUUACUUUCUUUCUUGGGCGAACCAACGAAAGAAAAGAAAUCAAAUAUCCUGUAUAAGGGAUGAGGAGGGUGAAGAAUGGCAGCAUCUACACGAAGUAAGGAGAGCUUUUGAGGGUUAUUUCCAUAAGAUAUAUACCUCAGGUGGCUCUGAAAGACUAGACGAAUGCCUGGAAGGAAUGACAGUACGAGUAACUCAGGAAAUGAACACACUGCUGUUGACCAUAUAUACACGGACUGAAGUGGAGAAGGCUCUUAUGGGGAUGGCUCCUUUAAAGUCCCCAGGACCGGAUGGGUAUGCUGCCUGUUUUUAUCAAAAAGCCUUGCCCACAGUGAAGAACGAAGUGUGUGAUGCAAUCUUAGGCUUCUUGAACGAAGUCAUUGCUAAUAGAUUGAAAAAGGUACUGCCAGAUAUCAUUUCCCCCAAUCAAAGUGCUUUCGUACCAGGUCGACUCAUUACAGACAAUAUUCUAGUGGCCUUUGAAGCUUUGCAUACCAUGAAUGGAAGAAUGAAGGGAAGCAAGGGUUAUAUGGCACUGAAGCUUGAUAUGAGCAAAGCGUAUGACAGAGUGGAAUGGGGCUUUUUAGAAGAAAUCAUGCUCAAAUUGGGCUUUGAUCGGAGAUGGAUCCAAAAAGUGAUGCUAUGUGUCCAAACGGUGACGUAUUCGGUGCUGAUUAAUGGUCAAGCUCAUGGUCAUAUUCGGCCAUCUAGGGGACUGAGACAGGGAGAUCCACUCUCCCUAUAUCUCUUUAUUCUUUGUGCAGAGGGACUCAGUCACAUGCUUGGUAAGGCGGAAGAGAAUAAACACAUCUCGAGUUUACCCAUCACAAGUGGAGGCCCAAAAAUAAAUCAUCUCCUAUUUGCAUAUGAUAGUCUCCUUUACUGCAGGGCAAAUAUGGAUGAAUGGAAAGAGAUGCAAGCACUUUUAGAAAUGUAUGAGCGAAGUUCGGGGCAAUGCCUAAACAAGGACAAGACAUCAAUAUUUUUCAGCCGAAAUACUAAGCCGGAGGUUCGGGCUCAUUUAAAGUCAAUUGCAGGAGUAGGAGGCACACAGAAUUAUGAAAAUUAUCUCGAUCUUCUAGCGUUGAUUGGUAGAUCAAGAAUACGGUCUUUCAACAAAAUUCAGGGACGAGUUUGGGAUCACCUCAAUGGGUGGAAGGAGCGAUUUUUGACUCAUGCAGGUAAGGAAGUUCUUUUGAAGGCCAUUAUUCAAGCUAUUCCUAUAUACAUGAUGAGUGUAUUUAAACUCCCUAAGACUCUUAAUCGGCAGAUUAAUUCGAUGAUGGCUCGGUUUUGGUGGGGUCAUAAGGAAAAUACUUUGCGAGUAGCGUGGAUGGGUUGGGAAAGGAUGGGCAAAAGUAAGGCAAGGGGAGGAUUGGGCUUCCGAGACCUAGAGAGUUUCAAUGAGGCUCUUCUAGCAAAACAAGGGUGGAGGUUGGUGCAUGACCCCACUUCUUUUGUAGCUCAGAUUCUUCAAGCCAAGUAUUGUAAAAAUAAAACUUUUUUGGAGUCAAAUUUGGGGAAUAUGCCAUCCUUUGCAUGGAGGAGUAUAUGGGGGGCGAAGAAAUUACUAGAGGCGGGCUUGAUAUGGAGGGUGGGAAAUGGGCACUCAAUUAACAUUUGGGGAGAUCGUUGGCUUCCAACCCCUACCACACAUAUGAUACAGUCUCCUCAUAGUGUGCUUCACCAUAAUGCAAAGGUAAAGGAAUUAAUUGACGAUGAUACCCAGUGGUGGAACAUUCCUUUGAUUGAAAAAGUGUUUAUGAAAGACAAGGCCGAGGUUUUUUGUAACAUGGUGAUCAGCCCAGGCAGCCAACGUGACAAAUUAAUUUGGGUGGGGACGAAGAAUGGCAAAUUUUCAGUCCGAAGUGCGUACCAUUUAGCACAAACUAUUGGUGAUAAUAGGAGGGGCUCUACCUCAGCAGCAAGAUGUGGGGGUACUAUCUGGAAGAAAAUUUGGUCUAUUAAAGGACCUCGGGUCAUGCAGUUUUUCUUGUGGAAGGCCUGCCAAUAUACUCUUCCUACGAAAGGAAAUAUUUUCCGUCGUCGAAUCACGUCUGACCCUUUGUGCCCUUUGUGUGAACAGAUGGAGGAAACCGUGGGUCAUAUUCUUUGGGGUUGCCCAUCCGCCCAAGAUAGCCCAGUUGUGCCAAUUCCCAUUUUGUCCUUUCUAGAAAUGGGUUCCAACAUAGUCCAACAACAAAUCCCUAGAUUAUCAAAAGAUAACUAUGGGUCAUGGUCUAUCCAAAUGAGAGCCCUGUUUGGGUUUCAAGAUCUGUGGGAAGACAUUACUGACGGAUUUAUAGAACCCACUGAGGAGGAGGAAGCUGAAUACACAGCAGAUGAGAAGAAGACUCUUAAGGAGCAAAGGAAGAAGGAUAAAAAGGCCUUGUUUUUACUCUAUCAAGCAUUGGACGAGUCUACCUUCGAGAAAGUUGCCGAAGCAAUGACAAGUAAACAAGCAUGGGAGAUUCUAGCUUCCAUCUUCAAAGGAGAUGAACGGGUGAAACGGGUCCGUCUCCAAUCAUUAUGGGGCGAGUUCGAGGCUCUUCACAUGAAGGAUGGAGAAUCGGUGUCCGAUUAUUUCUCAUGA